This is a messenger RNA of Asparagus officinalis (garden asparagus), 763 nucleotides long. RefSeq lists its product as uncharacterized. The record is from RefSeq and is a predicted model, not a curated record. NCBI's taxonomy places the organism in Eukaryota, Viridiplantae, Streptophyta, Magnoliopsida, Asparagales, Asparagaceae. The coding region runs from base 20 to 763 and encodes 247 amino acids. The transcript has 5 exons.
CAGAGUCAGUUAUCUCUACAUGGAUCCUCACCAAUUGAAGACAAUGCUUGCGAUGGAUCUGGUGAUGAUGAGAUCGAGCACGAGAGGAUGUCUGUAUCUUCUCAGUCAGAGAUGGCAUGUCUCCGCCCAUGGACUCCGUCAGUAUCUCGCAUCCCUCUACCAGAAAAAGCUAUUGAAUUACAAAAAAAAAUGUGAUAUGAACUACAAAUUGAAGAGAGAUGAUAUUAAAAGAAAGGAGCGUGCCAUAAAACAGAGACUAGAUAAAGCUAUGUCAGAUCUAAUGAGGGAAAAAUGCCAAAAAGAUUAUGAGAAACCCGGUAGGCAUGGGAGUGAGGAAAAGACGAAAGUACCUCCGAAAGGGUACCGGGGCAUUUUGGAGUGGAAGGACAACAUUCCUGUUGGGGAUUGGGCUGUCAGAUUUAAUAACUUGAUUGGCUGUUUAAUAAGAGAUCCACGCUCCAUUAAUAUUGCUCAUAAUUUUGAGGAGCAAGAAUUUAAAUGCAUAAAAAAGAUUUGGGAGAAGCUCAUGGAUCAUUAUUGUCUUGAAGACAACCCAGAGUCUUGGGAUUAUGUUAUCCCGAAAAUGGCCAAGCUUAUUCGGGGUUGGAAGAGUGAUCUAAAGAAAAGAUAUUUCACAAAUUUAUCUACUGAUUGGAAGAGGAUCUAUGAGCUUGAUAAGAGAGUUCCUCCAUUUAAUUGGAUGACUCUCAUUAUCGAGGGAGUCUCCAACACAAAAGGAAUCCAAUGUGGGGAACUUAUAUGA